Messenger RNA from Paramuricea clavata, 2564 nucleotides. NCBI's taxonomy places the organism in Eukaryota, Metazoa, Cnidaria, Anthozoa, Malacalcyonacea, Plexauridae. The record is from the annotation of a GenBank genome assembly.
AUGAUUAAGAAAAGUAAGGUACACAUAUAGUAGACAUACUAGCAAAAGUCAACUAUACAGUUUAUAUUUUUCUUAUGUUUAUGUUUUCUGAAGAUCCUAUUCGCGAAGCAGAAUAGCGUCUUAUUAAGUCAGAUUGACUUGGCAAACCUCACCAGGCUACAGGCAUUCCGUAUACAGUAUCCACAUGUUAUGAGGCCAAAGGGAGUUCAAAUCCAACAGGCCAAAAACACGAAUCCGAUUGAUUGUUGUGGAAGAGAAGAAGUUGGACGUGAGAUACCCCCACAAUCAUGCCUUCAAUCGUGGAAAAAACAAAUCACGGAAUUAAAAAAAAUUCACCCAGAUAGCACAGCCUACGUACAGUGUCAAAUGAACACCGAAACGAAGUAUGAUGUCCAGAAGAUAAAUGAACUUCUUCGAGUUCAUAAAGCCAUGGAGAUCAAGCAAGAAGUCUCACGAGAGCUAGAUUGGUUUGCAGAUGUGACAAACUGUCCUACUAACGUGGUAAGUCAGCCUGACCAAAAUGAUAUCAAAAACUUCCAGAGCUUAAUUUAUUCGAAGGGGACCACACGGUCACCGGUGUCUCUCAUCUUGUGCCCCUCACUAUCCGCUACAACGGUGUGGCAGCGUAUGCGGUGUUGUUGUUAUGGUUGUGGCAGCUAUCGCAUGCCUUGCAAAUGAUUUCUUUCAUCAGCUGACCAAGAAAAUGUACCAUGUACCACAGUGUUUUACUUUUCUCAGUGACCCUACGAAAUCCGCCUGGUGUUAAUGUCAUGGUUUGGAGCACAAUCCGUUUUUCUGUCGAAUGUCUUGCCCAAGUUUGAUGCCAAUAUGGAAACUCCUAUAAAACUACAACCAGACACCAAAUCAUUAAAUGUAAAUAACAAAGACGAGAAGGAAAAAGAGGAAGAGAAGAAAGAAGAAAAGAAAGAAGAAAGAAAGGAAGAGAAGAAAGAAAUGAAGAAAGUAAAGAUAGAAAUAAAGAAAGAAGAGAAGAAAUGUCAAAAGAAACGAAACACGUUUUUGAAUGGUUUUAAAAGUCAUUCGUCGAAAGUUGCAAAACCUCUUCAAACAAAGAAAGGUGUCCACAAAUGGGAAUGUCAAUAUUACGACCUUACCUGGAAUGAUAAAUCGAACCUGAAUCGCCACAUCAGACGGAAACAUAAAGAAAACCAAAUCAAAGUGAAUGGUGGUUCCACAGACGUUGGAUCAGGCGGAAGGUGUGCAUGCACUCAAUGUGGUUAUUCCUGUCGCAGGAUUGUCGAAUUUCGUGAACACCUGUCGAAGGCGCACAAUGUAAUAUUCAGAACCGAAAACAUCAAGCUACAAAACUAUCAAGGUGUGUAAUAUAUACAUCCUAUUUUCGACUAUAUACAUCCCAUUUAUAUUAUCGAGGUAAACACUUGUGUUUUAAAAUCCCAAUCAUUUACAAUCAUAUUUGGUAAUUGGUGGCUGUUUUUAUAAUUUUUCAGAAUUUCAAGCAUGGAAGGAGUCUUUAGAAGAUAGUGAAGACUGUUUGUUUAUCAAGAACACCGGGGCCAAACGAUUAGGUGAAUCGAAAGUGGAAUACUUCAAUUGUAACCGUGGGGGAGAUUACGUGACAAAGGGAACAGGAAAAAGAAGAUUAAAAAGCCAAGGUAUAGGAUGUGGUCUUUGUCAGACAGUAGACCAUUUUCAAACGAAUGAGCCAGGGGAGACGGUUACCGUCACUUUAAGAAGCUUUAGAAGCCCAUACGGACAGCAAAGGUACUAAAUAUCAAUACUCCUCUUUCUUACUAGGAUCAAGCAAGAUUAACAACAACUGCACAGCAACCAUGACAGCUACCACAGCGAAUGACGGCCACGUUGACGUUGACGUAUGCUACACUCACUACGGACACGAACACGAACUUCAGCACAUUCGAAUUUCAAAGAUCAAAAGGCGGGAGAUUGCACUAAAGAUCAGAGAAGGGAUCAGCAGAGAUCGUGUGCUUGAUGAGAUACGUGAAAGUGUUGCAGAUGACUUGCAUCGCCAACAUCUGGUAGACAAAAAGGACAUGUGUAACAUUUCCACAGCGUAUGGGUUGGACAACAUUCGUCGUCACGGAAACGAUCAGCAAAGCGUCCUGGCAUGGAUAAAAGAAUGGGAGGAAAACGAAGAAACCAACCCCAUUCUUUUUUACAAGUUACAAGGGGAAGAGGCACCAGACGGGGUAAACCUAGCCAACGACGAUUUUUUCAUUGCUGUGCAAACCCCGCUACAAAAGCAUAUGUUCCAAAAAUUUGCUUCCAACGGCGUUUGUUGUGACACCACACAUGGAACCAACGCGUACGACUUCUCUCUAGCAAUAAUCCUUGUUGCCGACGAGUUUGGGAAGGGAUUUCCAACGGGGUGGUGUAUCUCCAAUCAUGAGGACUUCACCGUGAUGCACUUAUUUUUCAGCAUGAUUCGAAAAAAUUGUGGCGUUCAACACAGUGGGUUUUUCAUGAGCGAUAUGGCACCUCAGUUUUUCAACGCAUGGGUUGGUGUAAUGGGGGAGCCUCGGCCGAAGAAGCUUGUAUGCACGUGGCACGUGGAUAAGGCUUGA